AUGAUAAAACCAAUACACAUCAUUUCACAAUAUAGAGUCAGCGACUCUCAGCUACCGGCACGUCGAUUGAGUGCUACUGCCGCAGGAACCAUCGAGGGGCCCGAGCUGGCGGCAAUGCUCGUGAGGCACCAUCCUCACCAUUCGUUACAAAUAGAAGCUGCUGCAGGCGAGGGUCCAGGGCCGCCGGUGAACAACAACAGCGACGGUGCAGUGGCCAGCACGCCCCGAGACGACAACCACAACCCUGGACAGCCGCCCCCGGCCACAGCCCGCGCUGCGCCACUCACGCCCGCCGAAGCACUGAAGCUGUACGGCGAAAGACUAACGGAAUGGGAGAGGAACGAGAUAAGGAAGUACCCUCAGAUCUGGUUCCUUGGCUUGGAGUCCAACAAGGUACAGGCUAGGUCCAACCUGCCUAACAAUUGCGGGUUCGACGAUGAAAACGGGAGUUAUAACAAGCAAAUCCACGACCACAUCGCGUACAGAUACGAGAUCCUCGAAAUAAUAGGGAAAGGUUCGUUCGGGCAAGUUAUCAGAGCUCUCGACCAUCGCACCGGUGAGCAGGUAGCGAUCAAAAUUAUCAGGAACAAGAAGCGCUUCCACCACCAGGCCCUGGUUGAAGUCAGGGUGUUGGAUCACCUCCGAUUGAAAGACAAGGACCAGUCGCAUAACGUGAUCCACAUGCUGGAUUACUUUUACUUCAGGAAUCAUUUAUGCAUUAGUUUCGAAUUAAUGAGCAUCAACUUGUACGAGCUGAUAAAGAAGAAUAACUAUCAGGGCUUCAGUUUGAGCCUCAUCAGAAGGUUCGCUAGCUCGUUACUGCGCUGUCUUCGGCUCCUCGAAGCUGAGAACAUCAUACACUGCGACUUGAAACCGGAGAACAUCUUGCUGAAGGCCAGGGGCAGUUCCUCCAUCAAGGUGAUUGACUUCGGCAGCUCCUGUUACACAGACGCUCGUGUCUACACAUACAUACAGUCGCGAUUCUACCGGAGUCCCGAAGUCAUACUAGGGUUGCAGUACGGACCGGCCAUUGAUAUGUGGAGUAUGGGGUGUAUCCUUGCGGAACUUCACACGGGCUAUCCCUUGUUCCCGGGAGAGAACGAGGCCGAACAACUAGCCUGCAUCAUGGAGCUGCUCGGACCGCCUCCACCAGACCUGCUAAUCCACGCUACCAGAAAGAGGCUUUUCUUCGAUUCGAAAGGUUCUCCUCGAAGCGUGACGAACUCAAAAGGAAGAAAACGCAGACCCGGGUCAAGGACUUUAGCGUCGGCCGUCAGAACCGAAGAGCCGGCCUUCCUGCACUUCCUCCACCGGUGCUUAGAAUGGGAUCCGAAGCGUCGUAUAACACCAACGGAGGCGUCCCGCCACGAGUUCGUGACCGGCUGUCCUCUGGGAAGUACACCCUCGGGAGUCCUCGCGUUACCACGUCUCGCCCCGCCACGGCCAACACGCGGGGCGCUACUGCACUCUCAGUCUGCCGGCGACGUGGCUGCGAUGCUCGGCCGCGCGUGACCCAAGCCCUGAGUUAGGGCCAGAUCAGGCCUCCCUUGACUCACUGUCAGGUUUCAUUCAACGAGGUCGUAGACAUAAUUGAGCUCUAGGAUAUGGUCUAUUGAGUGUGAAUUUUUAUUUAAACUUUCGAUCAAAGAGUAAAAGGAAUUAACAAUAUUUAAAAUUCGUCGUUUGUCUUAGAAUUGUUGAAGUCCGAAGUAAAGAAGCAAAUUGCGAAUUUAAAGCAGAUAAUUCUGUUAAAUCUCUUAUCGUCUUCGUUAUUAUGUUAAAGUAUAUUUUGGUGCGUAAGAUACAGUUAUGAUUGCUAUAACAGCACCUACUCUGCCUCGGUACAAAAUAAGAGUUGAAAGUUCGUUAGCAGGUUUAUUUAGAUGACAUACUUGUUAUUAUUCUAACACAUCGUAAACUUGUUUCUCAAACUGUGUUCUGAAAAUAUUCGUAUUGGAUCUUUAGACGAGUUUGUUUUGUCGCGUUAGUUCAUGGGAAUAGACAUGUACAUGUACAGAAACGGAGUGAUUUCUUUAAACUUUCUAUUAAUCUUUUACCCUAGCUAAGCGUUGGUAGCCUAAGUGGCUAUUCCAACUUCUCACGGACCAGUGAGCUCACGGGCUCAACCUGAGAGAAUUGCUAAGGGCAAGAAGAGACCCAAGCAAGAGCAGUGCUUAGCUGAUUCUACGACCAGAUCGGAAUCGCGACCCACUGAGAAGGUACAGCGAGAAACUCAGUUGGUUGACUUAUAUCUAAACUAGCAACGUAUUAGUUUAAAUAUGCAAAUCAAUAGAUUAAUAGAUUUUUUCAUCGUGUUACCGUACCCAGACUAUCCUCUUAGAUACCAAUGUUAUAGUACCACAUGCUGACAGCACAAUGUGAUCUUGAUAUUCUUGUUCUAAACUAAUUCUAUGUCAAUCGGAUCUUCCCUUCAUUAAUUUCUGGAUAAACACGAAAUGGAAAUUCUUCAUGUUUGAAUGGUGUUGUCAUUUCGCUCUAUUUAGAUUCUAUUCCGGCGAUGAUUGGACGCGCGAGAUUUUAUUCAGGUAUUUCGUUAAAAUUUAGCUAAGGCAUUCGUUAUUUUAGUAAUACUACAAUAAACGUAAGCCAGUUCGUGUGGUGAUUUUACAAAAAUAUUUUUUAGAAUAUAAUUAAAAUCCACAGAUUUCGAUAACACUGAAUUGUUUUUUUUUUCGGUGGCAAACUUUUUGUGAUUAACAUAGGUACUGCUAUAACGAACUACAAAAAUUUUGAGAAAUGAAUAUUUUAAUUCACCUAUGAUUUAUUCCUAAUCAUGACCGUUUUUGUUGAAUGAGUCGAGAGUUCAACGCAAUUUGAGAACAUAAAUCCGUUUUGUUUUCUCCACCAUCUUGACUGACAAACGUUUUGUUUCCGCUUCUAGAAAUCUUAAUCUAAAUACACCCCUAUUUUUUAAUUAGUACAAAAAAUUUUACUGGGCUCUAAGUAUCUCUAACUAAUCAUAUUUGUGUAGUUAAAAAAUAAAAAACACUAAGUCUCAAAACAGUCCACAAAAAUACGUAAUAACUGGUAAAUGCUAAAUAAUUAUAAAAAAAAUCAAUCAAUGACCGAUAGUAGGUACGUGCGGCGGGGUUUGGGUACCUACGGGGCGCUGCUCCAUUGAUAAAUUCUGGGAAACUCAAGUCGAAGCCCACCAACCACCCCUUGUCCCUCUGCGCCCGCGCCGCGCCCCGACGCAACAACGACAAAAAACAGUGCUAAAUUGUUAUCGGAAGUGUGCGCAUGCUUUUUUUCGUUGCAACAGUUGUUUGUUUAAGUUUUCCCUGACGCGAUGGCUUAUCAGUUCACAUCACGGGAGUAUGUAGCUAUGCUUCGUGCGUACUUUUUGAGUCGAGAAAACGCUAGUGCAGCUGUACGUAUGUACAGGGAAGACACCCAAACGCUCGACAGCCAAAUGUGCGAACCGUGGUAAAUGCUUACCAGCGUUUACAAGAUCGCGGUUCAUUCCACGCACGGUCACCUACGUACGUCAAGAACGAGGAAGACCGGCGUUGUCACAAAAUCUGUACGACGAUGUACUAGCGUAUUUUGAAGAGGAUCCCCGGCGGAGUACAAAUGACGCUGAUCGACGGUUUAACAUCAGCCAGUCCUGUGCCUGGAAGAUUAUUAAUAAGGCUGGAUUACAUCCAUAUCACUACAGGAAAUCUCAAGAAUUAACGCCCAUGGACUUCUUUUUGUGGAGUGAAAUUAAGAGACGUGUGCACAGAAGCGAGCGAAUUAGGCUCGAACGAUUAAAACAGCGCAUAUUGGACGCUAUUCACGAAGUGAAAAGAUAGAGAAGCGUACUUCUCUCGUUAAAAACAAUUUAAUGAAACGAGCCCGUCUGUGUAUUAACAAUAGUAGCGGACAUUUCGAAGGACAAUUGAAAUACUUGUAAGUUUAGUAAAUAAUACCUAUGUAAAUAAUUAUUGUAAAUAGCACCUGAUUCUAACUUCAUAAAUAUGCCAAAAUUUCUCUUUUCUUUUAGUACAGAAUACCUUAUUUUAUUGUAAUAUUUGUUUAUUGUUUUCUAAUCACAUACGUAUUUAAUUAAUUGUAAAAAGGUAAUUUUGCCGGUCCUAAGCCCGGAUGAAUAUGACGGAGAGGUUAGAAUUUAGAAAAUUAAAUAAAGUAGGUAACUACAUCACAUGUUCUUUUGUUUCAUUUUAUUGUCUAAGGCCAUCUACGUCACAAGUGCGACAGUACGAAUGCGAAUGAGUAGGAUGGAAUACCAUCAAUGAAGUUCAAUGAACUAAUGAAUGGAUUGUAAAGUAAUAUGUCCAUGAUUUCAGUGAGAUUUUUUACAAUAAACAAAUGAUAAUAACUUUGCUAUUUAAAGGUAUUAUGAGAUUUUUCCGUCACAUAUAUGAUAAUAAUGUCUUCCCUAAUAUGUCCUUAAAAUCUUUGUACUAGUUAUAAAAUAAUGGUGUAUAUUAAAAUAAUGGAUGUAUUUCUUAAAUAUAAAUUUUGAAAAUUCAACUUGCAAAAAACACCGAAGAUGCUGGAUAACAGUAUGAAAAUAACUCUAAAUUUGUACACUAUACACGUUCACAAAUCAAAGUAACGUAUAGUCUACAAUGCGUAACGUUUUGUUUUGACAUAAAACCCGCGAUCGUAAACUGCCAAUGUACCUAUAAAAGUUGUUAGUCAAAAUUGAUAGACAUAAAAAACAAAAAUGAGAUAAUUGAGGCCACAGCAAAACCUUUAUGUAAAGGACCAACAGAAAUCGCUCCUUUAAGAUCAGUGUCUGACCAACUGACAUCUGUUGAAUGUGUGACCGCAAGUAUUAUGGAAUAGCUGAAAAGGUCGUAUUUUGUGUAAUUACUAGAAAACAUUGUCUAGUCAUUUACGAAUUUCUAUAAAUGCCUAUACCAGUAGGUUAUGUAGUCGUUUAUUUAAAGAAUAUUUCGGUAUAUUUGUAAGUUAAUUUGGAAUAUUUAUAAUAAGCAUUGACCAAAACGACUUCGUAACGUUAAUACAAUUUGAAAGAAAGAUAAAAAAAAAAAUUACUACAAAUAAACAAAAGAGAACGUAAAAUAAAACAGAUAACCGAUUGUGGAAUUAACUGUUUUAAAUUAUUUGUAACAUCCACGUUACAUACAUCUCGCAUCGGUCGAUAUUUCGAAACAUUUCGCCUUCGCUGAAAAAUCGUUCCAAAUCUUACGUCCCUUUCUAAUAAUUAGAUUGUUUCUCAAAAUACGAGAUGACCAUACAUCUGUCACGCACUACUUGUUUCAUUACCAAGAAACGAUGCUAAAUCAAUUUUGAAAUCUUUAACGAUGUUGCGAUCUGUUUUUGGUAACUCUAAGUUACAAUAUUCGAUUAAUAGAAUCGAUUAGUUGGAACUGCAGCUAAAGUCGUUUAGUUUUAGCGCAUUUAUAUAACAUAUAAUAGCCAUCUUAAAAUUAGACUAUAAUAUGUCCUAAUUUUAAUAAAAUUUUGGUCGAUUAAACAAAGCGUUCUUUCUGCAUUACGUUUUUGGCCUUGUUUACGAAUACGGAAUACGGAAUCUAUACUUUAAAGUUUUGCGAAAUUUAUUAGUUGUUCUGUAUUUGUAAUUUACAACUCUGCUGUUGUAACAUUUCUAACAUUACACGUACAAACAUACCAAUACGAAGUCUAAAUAUUACAAGUAAUCUAUAUAAAUAAAAUAAAACUAACGUCUCGUUAGUAAUCGUAUAAGUUGCGAACGCCUCGGCCCUAUCGACUGACAAUUUUUUGUCAUAAAAUCUUCAUAUGACCAAAUGAGGAUCUUAAAGAAAAAAUAAUUUGAAAAGGACAUCGGCCGGAUCAGCUAGUGAUAUAUAAAUGAUAAAUGUUUUUAAAUUGGUAUUGAAAGUGAGGGUUCUAUUAGUUUCCCGCAAAGCCAGUUGUGGUAUAAAGAUGGUACGGCGUAUAUUAAAGUCAUUGUUCAGAAUAUAUUUUCUCUUGAAUUUAAUAAAACUCCUUAUAAAAUCCUCAUUUUCCAGCAAAAUUUUAAUUUUGUUAAUGCAAAAAAUCAAUUAUCAAGUAAUGCAGUUUUUUGAGUGUCUUAAUAUUAAGAAAACUCAGAAUAAUAUUCUAACAUUUACAUUUUAACUAAAACAAUUUUAUAAUUACAUCAUGAAACAACCGAAAUUAAUUCACUACUAAUUGACGAGUCCCUUUUUAUAUUUAAACUAACGAAUUAUUUUAAAUAAAUAAAUAAUACCGAUCAAACACUAAUAAAAAUGGACGAGUAGUAAAACUAUCGAUUAAUAUGUUAAUAUAUGGAAAAGGUGACAAAUAAAUAAAUGCAAAAGAUUUCCGUUAACAAUACGCGUUACGUAAUUACUUUUAUUCAUAAUUCGAUUAUUUUUAUACUUAAUCAACUGAUUAAGUAUAAAAAUCGACUAAUAAGUCUUGUAAUUUAUGUUGGUCAUUAAAAGCUUGUUUAUUUAAAGAAUAUUGUCCUAAUUGGUGAGUAAAUCAACCAAUAUCACAAUUCAGUAGGAUAGCAAUGCGGUAGAUCAUUACAUGUUAGAUACUGGGCAGAGAAAUUUUGUAUAGAUAGGCCUAUUUGAUAAAUAUUGGCGGUAUAUGACGAAAGCCUUUCAGAGAAAAAGCCCGACGAGCUUUUCGGAUCUCGGGCAGAACCUACAUUUUUAAUCCUAGUUCUCUCCUUAAUACAAGAUCGAAAAUGAAAGUUGUUAUUAUUGCAUACCAAGGUAAUGCCAAUAUAAAUUAUUCUUGAUAUAUAGUACCCACUAGAGCCUAAAAAAUCGUAUUUAUUAACCACGAGGUUGCCAGUUUUGAAAUAUCUACAGCAGAGUAAUGAGGCUUUACGUAUAAUAACAAAUAUAUACUUACAAAUGACCACAGCAUUCUGUUGUCAACAAUCACAAUCGAUGAUCGUAACGGCGAGCCAAAUUAACGAUAGUGUUAUUUUGGUCCUACAUUGUAUUGGAAAAAGCAUAUUUUACUGCAGCAUACAGAACAAUAUUAACAAACAAUUUCUCGGUCAAUUUACAAAUAUUAUAAGUUUAUUAGAUUACUACAAAAACGUGUCGCUUGCCUAACAAUCCGUGAUGACAAAUAUUUUGAUAGUAUUGCGAGAAUAAGCGUGAGUUCGGAACUUAUUACCGUAAUUUUUUUCCCCUACCUGGUACUACGCUGGUAGCCUGUGGUGCUAGUGGGUAUCCCAGCUACACGCGGACGGGUAACUGAGCUCAUGGACUCAACCUGAGAGAGUUUGCUAACACUAGCCCUUGCAAGAGCAGUGCUUCGCAGAAUCAACCAGCGGAUCGGAAUCGCGACCCAUUGAGAAAAUCCGGCGAGAAACUCGGUGGGCUGUGUGUAUUUUCGCUCAUCGAACUCUUGGUCGUCGACGACGAGUUCGACGAGGACGACACCCUUAUAAAUCACGGGUAUAUGCACUUAACUCUAGAUUUUUGUUGUAUUUAUUAUAUACCUUCUAACACAGCCUUUCCCAAAGUGGGCCAUAACGCCCCCUUGUGGGCGCUGCAGGCCUAAACGGGGGCGGUAAGAGACCCAGAAAAAAUGGGGGUGUUGCGUAGAAGCUUGGGAGGUGAUUUUUAUUUGCAUCUAGGACUCUUAGACGCCGACUCAGCUCUCGCUAUAGUGGUUUUUAAGUAGAUGAAAAAAUGGGGGUGCUAAAAAUAAUUAAUUCUCAAAGUGUAGUCUCAAAAUAAGUUUGGGAGCCCCUGUUCUAACAGAAAGGAAGCCCCCUACCGAACUUUGUCAACCAUAAGUGGGUACACGCCCUUAAGGUAGAUAUAAUAAUGGAUAAUAAUCGACUGAAUAUUAUUACACUAGAUGGUAUACGCCUUGUCAUAUCAUAAAUGAAAUAUAAGAAACAAAAUGUAUAAUGUUAAUAGAAUCAUUAUUCACGCGUAUAAACAUAAAUGUACAUUAUUUAUCAAAAGAUUUGUAGUUUAAAAAAAUUGAGGUUAAAAAGGUAUACAGUUAUUAAAAUAUACAAUAGACACUGACAUUGUAGACAGUUUUGUUAACUCUGAAAUCAGUUUGGACUAACAAAGAUACUAUAAGAAUACUUAAACACUGAUCAUCAACGUAAUAUCACACUUAAUAAAGUAUGACAUAACAUUGAUUUUCUCUAAUAAGAAGAAGGCUUGUUUAUAAUUUAUAACACAAACAUAAUUUACCGUUAGAAAUUCGGAACUUUAAUACCUUUAGCAAAUUUACCAGAUAAUAAAUUUACAGUGUGCUAAGUGCGAGUUAUUUAACGUCCUCGAUAGCGUAAAAGUUAACUCAAAUUAAUAAGUAUGGAGUUGGAACAGCGCCCCUAGCGACAAUCACAGGCAAACGCUCCAACGUCAUAGGUACAGUUUUUUUUUCUUUCGGACCGGUGGCCGAACCCCUUUAGUUAACUUUUAUGCUAUCGAGAAAGUUAAAUAAGCACUAAGCACACAGAAGAACAUUAAUGAAAAUCUUAAAGGGAUGCAAAACAUACAGCUAGUAAUCUGAUCGAUACCCACCAGUGAUAUCAUCUGUUAUUUUGGUACGUCUCUAGAAAUACUAACUACUGUGACAUUCUUUAUUGACUUCAGGUCUUUAGUGAUUUGAGAAGUAUUCAAUACUGUUCUUAUUCAUAGAACUUAGCACUCCUGGCCUAAAAACAUCACGAAUCUUAUAACCGUAACGAAAUCACAAUUUUACUCAGAGUGUUUAUUUUUGUAAAUGUUUUCGUCAGUUCUCCAGCGUGGUUUUUGUUCAUGAACAACGUUAGUACUAAUUAUCCCGGUAUGUACAUAAUAAAGAAACAUAAAAAAGACAAAUGCCACAACGCUAAUGAACCUUAAAGAUUUACAACAACGAGUUCUAUGUGCUAUAUAAUUAGUACUUAACGUGUGCUAUCUAUGUAUUUUUUGGGAACUAAAGUGAUACGAACAUCGAAUGCUGUAGUAUUAGUGCGAGAUCUUGAAGACUAGUUAGAUUAAGAGUGCGUCUCGUUCGCACAUGCUGAUUGUAUUUUAUGUGCGAGCAGGUCGGUUAUUGAUGUGUCGAUCUCGCCUUAAAUGUACGAAUAUGAGGAUUCCUUAUAAGUAUUUAUCUGUUUAGAUGUUUAAUCGUAAAAUUUGUCAAAAAAUAGAUGAUUUUAAAAUUUAAUUAUGUUAAUUAAAUAAUUUUCUAAAUAAACUAAUUAUUAUCAUUAUAAACUGAUAUAAAUAUUGUUCGGUAUAAAAAUACGAUGCCAAAUUGUAUAUUAUUAAAUCUCAGUACUAGUGAAAUGUGUGUCUAAUAACAACAAUUCAUGAUAUAUUCUAUUCUUUAAAAUAAAAUUAGAGAAAUUUUUCCUUUAAUAAUAUUUGAUUUCGCUAGCUGAAACGUCUAGUUAUGAAAAUUCAUAUCAAAUAUAUUAAAUCGAAUAUUGGUAAGAUACAAAAAAAAACAAAUCACAGUGAUUGUAACAGUCGGAAUGUCAAACGAUACAAAAUGCGAACACGUUUUUUUUAUAUCAAUUAAUAAUGAAACUAAAUCAAUCAGUAAAUUAAGUUCAAAUUGUCAUGAAUAGCAGCUAGUAUUUACUAUCGUACUAGGUAUAGGCAAAAUAAACUAUAUCGUAAUAUUUAUUAUGUGAUCUCAAUAGUUUAGUCAAAUGAUACUAUAUUCUAGGCAUAGUAUUGUAUAGUGAUUAUAUAAUAACAAUCUAUAUAUUUCGUCUUAGUAUUUGUUACUUUGUCUAUAGUACUGUGUAGUACUGUCUAUAUGUAAAUAUGUGUUAGAUUUAGGCAAAGCCAAAACGUGAAUUGAGAGACAUAUUAUCUGUGAAUACAAUGUCGUAGUUGUAGAUUUAGCCGUAACCAAGACAUAGGGGGGACCACAUUCAUAAAUUGCUUACUGAGUAGAUCCAUAAUUUAAUCUACAUUAUUUCUUCACAGUAAUUGAAUUUAUUCUAGAGAGAGCUAGGUCAUACACUGGCAAUUCAUAAAAUAUAAUUAAAUAUUAAUAAUUACCUAAUAUAAAAUUGACGUUAAACAUAAACUAUAAUUAAAAUUGAAGAUAAUUUUAGACGAUGAGUGUCCAAUUUAAACUCAACCGUAUUUCAUUUAGUUAACAACUAGCGGCACGAUCCGGCUCCGCUCGGGUCUUUAACAAAAAUUUCAACGAUAUUUGACGUUAUUUUAUUUUUUUAAAUCAAAGAACACUUAUUGCGGCAUAAUUAUAAUAGUUAGACAUUAUUAUUAUGCUGUCGCGAUGUAAAGAAUAUUUUAGGUAGUUUUUUUACACCUUGGGUUACAUUAUUAGACUUUUAGUAGGUAUCUCUAAUUUUUUUCAAAAAGGAUUAUAGCCUAUGUCACUCGGGAAUAGUGUAGCUUCCAAACAGUGAAAGAAUUUUUCAAAUCGGUUCAGUAGUUUCGGAGACUAUUCAAUACAAACAAACAAACAAAUCUUUCCUCUUUAUAAUAUUAGUAUAGAUAACAGUCAUUAAUAACAUUGCUAACAGUUAGCCAACUGUGAACAAUCAUUUUAAUUUACGUCCAAUGCGUCUAGAAUUUUUUUUUGGGACGAUUGAUAAUGCUCGGUUAUAUUAAUAUAAGAAUAAUUUUCCAGUUAUAUAAAAUACCAGGCUAAUACGAAAAUACACUAGCAUAAUCUCUUUUAUAAACUGUUCCCCCUCUCUAGAAAUGUGACGGCUUGGUUACGGAAUACAAAUAAAUAAUAUUAUUUAGAAGAUGGUUGUUGUAUAUCGAUGUAUUAAUUCUGAAUUAAUAAAGUUCUUCCAAGCAA
Messenger RNA from Bombyx mori (domestic silkworm), 10749 nucleotides. RefSeq names its product dual specificity tyrosine-phosphorylation-regulated kinase 2 (gene Dyrk2). Gene Ontology annotation, cellular component: cytoplasm; cytoskeleton; nucleus. Lineage: Eukaryota; Metazoa; Arthropoda; Insecta; Lepidoptera; Bombycidae. Gene Ontology annotation, biological process: peptidyl-serine phosphorylation; peptidyl-threonine phosphorylation. The transcript has 10 exons. The record is from RefSeq and is a predicted model, not a curated record. Gene Ontology annotation, molecular function: protein serine/threonine kinase activity; protein serine/threonine/tyrosine kinase activity; ATP binding. The coding region runs from base 1 to 1512 and encodes 503 amino acids.